Paramormyrops kingsleyae is the source of this 1858-nucleotide messenger RNA. The record is from RefSeq and is a predicted model, not a curated record. Lineage: Eukaryota; Metazoa; Chordata; Actinopteri; Osteoglossiformes; Mormyridae.
AUGUAUAUGCAGUGCGGGCAGAGAGCGGAAACUGGAUCAGGAAUAGGGAAGAGCGUGAACGUUUACCUUGGCCCCAAUGGAGAGGUGGAGGAGUAUGCUGAUGUUUCCAUCCAGCCCAAUGCAGCUAUCAGCAGUGACCUGUUCCUGGACCAGGCAGAGGAGCACUUGUUUGUCAUGACCAGCUCGAGGCUGGAGAAGAGGCCCGUAGCAGAGUGUUACAGACACCUGGACUGCAACUCCUGCCUCUCUGCCCACGACCCUUACUGUGGCUGGUGCGUGCUGGAAGGGAGGUGCGGCCGCCGCUCUCAGUGUCCUCGGGCGGACAGGCCGGGCCAAUGGCUGUGGAGCUUCGACAUGGAGCAGCACUGCCUUGCCAUCCAGGGUCUGACCCCGUCCAACAUCAGCCGAGAGGAGAAGAGGAAAAUUUUCCUCAAAGUACCGGGUCUGCCAGACUUGGAAGGCCAGGAAUCAUAUUCCUGCUACUUCCAGGAAAACGAGAGUCCGGCCAGUGUCACUGGGAGUGGAGUCACCUGCUUCUCCCCGGACACCAGCACUGUGCCCCUCGGGCACCAGAGACAAGACUUUGUCACGGUCACCCUGUCCCUGCGCUAUCUCAAUGUCACCGUCGCCACGACGGAGUUCGUCUUCUACGACUGCGGUACCGUGAAGCACCUUUCCGGGACCAUGCCAUGCCGUGGGUGCGUGACCAGCCGCUGGGGCUGUAACUGGUGCGUCCACCAGCACUUGUGCACACACAAGACAGUGUGUGAGAAAGGAGUCAUCAUUUACAAUGAGCAGGUGAGUUCACCAGAUCCAUACAGCGACCUGCUGCCAACCAGCACACAUGCUGCCCUCCAAGGCCAGACAGGCAAAGGGAGGGUCCUGGCCGCUCUAACCAAAAAUUUGUAUCAUGGUAUUUUUUUUUUUUAAGAUUCUGAUGGUUUCACAGUAUAGCAUACUAUUCCCCCCCCCCUCCCCAAGUUCACCCUUACUGCAGUAGCAAGUGUUUACAUUAAUACAAAUACAUUUUUAAAAUGGGGUGUUUUAUGAAAUAUUGUAAAAUUGACAAUUAGCGUGAUGGUAUAACUGACGUUUCAUUACAUUAUGUAUAUUCAUGUUUUAUUGAUUAUAACCAUGUACGUCAAUAACUCUAAGAAUUGUUUUACUGACGUUUUAUUAGAUUAAAAGUGAAUAUUUAGCUAAAUAGGUACAUGUUAUUGAUUAUUACCAUACUUAGAUUGCCAACAAUGUAACUGGCAUGAAUUUAAUAAUUACCAUGAUACAUCGAUAAUAUUAGGAACAUUUAAUUGCAGCCCUAAUUAUAUUACACAUAAUCCAAAUUUUCAGACAGAUAGAAGCAGUAGCUACAAAUACUAUAAUGAUAAACAGUUUUAUAUGGAUAAUUAUUGUGCUAUAAAGUUAUAAUUGUUAAUAAGAAGGGGGUACACACAGUUAACAGGAGUCCCCUCUCAGUACGCGCAGCACAGCGAUCUAUAGCAGUUCUAUAGCACCAAACAAUAUUGUAUAAUUGCUGCCCAUUGAAGCAUUACAGCUGGUGUUUCAGCAAUGCCGCGGUAUAUGAAAAAAUCCAUACUGUGCAAAAUUAAAACUGGUAUUUUGGCUAAACUGGUAUAGUAAUGAGUGAUGGGGAGAGCUGGUCAGGUCCUCCAAACGACCCAUGAUCAAUGCACAGGUAAGUCAUUCAUGCAUCCAAAGCCCAUUUGGCCCACCUCCUGUUAUGUAUGCUUUGCAGCACCUCCAUUACCCAAUCAGUACCUAAUACCCCAUCUGCGCUAACAUCUGGCAGCUCGGGGCUCAGCGUGCAGCUCAUUUACAGCAGAACCCUCAGCAACUUUUG